AAUCCUUCUCUGACUAUACACCUAAUCACCUUUGUGACUGAGCCACCCUCCUUGACUAUGGCAGAGAAGAGAAUUAGGACACGACACCUAAAUGAUAGAAAUUCCCUACAAUUUAUUAAUGCAGUGCGGGGAUCUGAAAGGGCAGGCGGCAGAGGUUGCAUGGCACUGGUAAUCACACCAUAUUGGUAACCACUUGAGCCAGGUCAUAUGACCCACCAGGAAGUUAUAAAAGGCUGCCAAGAUGGAAUCUCAUUCUCUUGCUGCUGUGUUUUACAACUGGACAUGGGAUGGGUUCUUCUUCCCUGUGGGUAAGGAAAGGAGGAGAGGGCUUGUUUGAGAACUUGAAUGUUUGUUUAAUUUUAAUUUUACCUGGGUGACUGCUAGCAGCAUGUAACUCUUCAUGGAGGACACAGAGGUGACUGUUUGGAAUUUUAUCAUUUGACGUGAUCCCCUACGAGCUGCUGGGCUACAGACACUGAGGCUCUGGUAACUUGGGUUAUACUGUGGGAUUUAAAAGGGUCUAUGUUUGUUUCUUUUGAUGUUGAUUAUGUUUCUUUGUACCUGUAGCAUUGGAACGCUUCCUCUUGGUGUUACUGUGCUGCGAGGGCAUUAAGCACUCCUGCGAAGGACCAGACCAGCCACUGUUUUAGGGUUAUUUGAUAGGGUUUUGGCUUUCUUUUAUUAGUUGCCCUGGUUGCCGCUAUGGGCUAAAACCAGGAUGCAACGCAGCCAGUGGCUAUUCAAAAAUAAAGCAACUGCAAAUUCUCUCGAUCCCAGCAACAGACAUCUACACACCUGUCAUCCUGGAACACUGGCUAAAUAGUGAAGUGUGCCGCAGGGCUUUCUGUUAUGUUACCAUUCACACACUUGCUGGUGGUACCAGCAGGUGUCUGCUCACUUUCCGUGUUGCAGUUUCGGGAAGCAGCACAGAGCUAAGUUUAGUAAUGUAUCUUGGGUGGUGGAUACCAGCUGCUACCCUCCCCUUAUCUUUGUACGUGGGAUCUUUCUGUACAUGGCUGGAUCUGCACAGGCUUUUCCUCUUUGAUGCUGGGGUGUCACACUGAGGUGGCACUGUACUGUUCUGUCGCAACUCAUCCCUGUGAAGCACUUUGGGACGACUCUGUUGUGAAAGGCACCAUAUAAAAGUAAAAUGAAAUGUAUUAUCUCAUUAAGCAGCUUGUGAAGCGUCAUCACUGGUAUAGAAGUAGGUUAAAUGUAUUUUUUUUAUAUUUCAAAAAUAUACAUUGUGCAUUUUCACAUGUUUUUCCUAGAUAUUCAGUUUCAAUAAAGAUUUAUUAUUUGUAUUACUGCUCUCUUAUAAUGUGAAUGUUUUUAGAAGCCAAACCACUGACAGCGACAAUGUGACAAUAGCUGUUUUUAAUUCAGUAGGUCAUAAUCAGUCAGAAGUCGAAAGUCCUUGUUAAUUCUGCCACAUGUACAGGACACACGAAGGACUGAUAUUACAUUAAUCUCAGACUGCUAAUAACAAGCAAGACAGAUACUCAAGUAUUAAAGUAUAUACGUGAAUGCAAAAAUAUAAAAAAACUAAAUGAAAUACUUUGUGCGUAUAUUUUGGUGUUUAUUUACCCAUGGCUGGUUAAGUACAGCCUCCCCUGAGAAUCUUGCCCUCCAGUUAAGUACCCGCCCCCUCGGCUGCUCCAAUAGAAAUCAACACGCCUGGCAAACGGCAUGAGUUCUUCACUACAAAUGUUCUUUCACUGAGAAGAAAAAACUCUUGGCUUCUGGCUCCUUGGCAUCUGAAUUCUUCAGUGCAGGUAGCCACAUAUAGCUUGAAAUACAAAAGUACUCCCAGUUGGACGUCUGUUCUGGGAUGGAAUCUCUGCAACUUCAGCUCCUUCUUCUGUGUCACUGCUUUUUCCUGCCAUGCUUGGGCAUCAUCUGUGCACCAGGACAGAAGAAAGUGUAUCUUAAAGAGACGUGUGAACCCUGCGAAGAGGGACAUUUCCAGCCAGUGGCAUCUAACGAUAUAUUCUGUGCUCUUUGCAGUGUUUGUUAUGUUGACAGUGGAAGUGAGUAUGUUCAGCAAUGCACUAAGACAGCUGAUGUACAGUGUCGUUGCCGUGAUGGAUUCAUCCCCGUAGAUGAGAGGAAUGACUUGUGCCAGUGUCCUGAAGGAUCUGGGCUGACAGAUUCAGGUAUGCAGUGUCAAGAAUGCGGUUAUGGAUAUUUCACCAGCAAACCUGACAUGAUGUGUGUGAAAUGGAAAGACUGUGCACCGUGGGGAGUGAAGUCCAGCGGUUCAAAAACCUCAGAUAUCGUUUGUAAUAAUGGUUCAGAGGUUACACAGGCUGGCGUACUUAGCACUGCAAUAAUCCUGAACUACAGUCGCAGCAGGCCGACAAGUGCAGAGACGUUCCCCACAACCGCUACUAGCAGCUCGACCCUCGUACCCCCCCUAAGCCAAACAACAACAACAACAACAACAACAACAACAAAAAGUGAAAAUGAAACCAACUACGGGUCUGGCUUAAUUUUGUAUGUCCUGAGCCUCAUUCUGCUGAUCCCUCUCUCAGCUGUGUCCUGCAAACAAGUCAUCAUUCCAUGCAUGAAGAGGCAUAUGAAGAAAAUGAACAAAACAGAUGGCGCCUGCCGAAGGCCUGUGGAAGAGUGCGGGGACAUAAGUCGAUCUUCUCUGGUAAAGUCCAGCCAGGGGCUACUGUAAUAAUGUUUUUUUUUUUUUUUUUUUUUUUAAAAAAAAAAAAAAAAACCUUUUGUGUAUUUUUUUUCCACCAAAAAAGAAAUAACAAGCAAAAAAAAAAACUGAAACAAUCUAAUUUUUAGAUUAAUGUAAUCAGUAUAUGUAUUGAUUAUAGUAGGCUCCAGAGCUGAAAUAUCAAAUGACAGCAUAACGUUUCUACACAAAUACAUACAGUCAAUGUUUGACUAUAUAUUUUUACUCAAAUAAUAAUAAUUUGCUAUCUUCAGGUGUUGGACAAUGAAACUGAAGCACUGGCUAAAAAUGUGUUUGAGGUUUCCUGCCUAUGUAUGCGCAGCCUGGUGGUCAGUCUUCACUGACUGCAUGUUCCAUCUGUAAGAGCCAAGUGUGAAGGUUGAAUUAGCAGAGCAAUAGUACAGCUGUACAUCAAAUUCUGCAAUAAUGGGAGACAUAUCAGUGCUCAAAUGAGGACAAUCUGCUGGUACGCGUUUCGCUGCCACAUCUAUGACCAGGACAGCAAGUCUGUGUGGUCCAGGGUAAUAUCAGCAUAUCACUGCAAAGGACCAAGCACAUCCAGCAGGAGUAACUGUUGACACAAGAGGAAGCUGUCUGAAAGGGAUGUCCGGGCACUAACCCGGAUUAUAUCCAAAAAACAUAAAACCACAGCUGCCCAGCUCACUGCGGAAUUAAACCGGCUCCUUGACUCACCUGUUUCCACCAAAACUGUUCAAGAGCUCAACAGGGUCAGUAUUCAUGGUCGGGCUGCUACAGCCAAGCCUUUGGUCACUCGUGCCAGAGCUAAACGUCGGUUUUAAUGGUGCCAGCAGUGCAAACCUUGGGCUGUGGACAAUGUGAAACAUGUAUUGUUGUCUGAUGAGUCCACCUUCACUGUCUUUCUCAGGAAGAGUUGGGGUAUGGAGAAGCCCCAAAGGGGCUUAUCACCCAGACUGUUAUGUACCCUGAGUGCAGCACAGGGCUAGAUUAGUGAUGGUUUGGGCUGCAAUAUCAUGACAUUCCCUAGGCCCACUACUUGUUCUAGAUGGGUGCGUCACAGCCAAGGACUGCUGAACCAUUCUGUAGGACCAUGUUCACCCAAUGGUUCAAACAUUGUACCCUGAUGGUGGUGCAAUGUGUCAGGAUGAUAAUGCACCAAUACACACAGACUGGUGACAGAGAGGUUUGAUGAAGAUGAAAGUGAAGUUGAACAUCUCCCAUGGCCUGCACAGUCACCAGAUUGGAAUGUUAUUGAGCCGCUUUGGGGUGUUUUGGAAGAGAGUCAGGAAACGUUUUCCUCCACUAGCAUCACAUAGUGACCAGGCCACCGUUCCUCAAGAAGACUGGCUCAAAAACCCUCUGGCUGCUGUGCAGGACGUGUCUGUCUUUCUCAGUACUGGCCACAAAAGGAGGCCUUGCACCAUACUAAUAAAUUACUCUGGUUUAAAACCAGGUGGUUCAGUUUCAUUGUCCAACCCCUGUAUGUUACUUUUUAAUUGUUCAGUUGGAAGCACUUUAUUCUGAAUCUCAUUUACAAUACUGCACUUGCAGUGAUAAUUCUUAAUCUUCAAUAGCAAAUACAGUGUCAGUCUGAAACAGACCAGUGCACUAGCUUUAUUUGUGAACAGUAUAAGAAGUGACCAAAAAAAAAGCCAAACCUUGGUCGACCCCAUACACAGCAGUAGGUCUAACCAUUAUUAUUUUGUUGUUAUGAUAGAUACACAGAUUAUUGUAUGUUUUUGGGAUGUAGCCAGUGCAGUGUUUUUCCUGUAACUGUCUAUGUUCAGCAUAUGGUACAUUUUCUAAAACAGCUACCCAAGUGUUAAAAAAUAAUGCCUUAUAUCAAAUUAAUGUUCAUAAAAAUGUAAAUUCAGAAAUCAAAAGGCAAUCAUUAACCUUAUAACUAGUCAGCUGCGCAGACUUUAAAGGCAGGUUUCAUCUUUUAUCUGGUUUUGUACGUGCACUGAACGUGAAUGCUCUUUGUUUCAUUACUAAAUAAAUGAUUUAAAUUUG
Messenger RNA from Brienomyrus brachyistius, 4684 nucleotides. Its product is annotated as tumor necrosis factor receptor superfamily member 10D. The coding region runs from base 1832 to 2683 and encodes 283 amino acids. NCBI's taxonomy places the organism in Eukaryota, Metazoa, Chordata, Actinopteri, Osteoglossiformes, Mormyridae. Gene Ontology annotation, molecular function: cytokine binding; signaling receptor activity. Gene Ontology annotation, biological process: regulation of cell population proliferation. The record is from RefSeq and is a predicted model, not a curated record. The transcript has 7 exons. Gene Ontology annotation, cellular component: external side of plasma membrane.